Saimiri boliviensis boliviensis (Bolivian squirrel monkey) is the source of this 2391-nucleotide messenger RNA. NCBI's taxonomy places the organism in Eukaryota, Metazoa, Chordata, Mammalia, Primates, Cebidae. The record is from RefSeq and is a predicted model, not a curated record.
CGACUCCCGGUUUCCUGUCCCUCUCCCCUCCCAGCUCCCGGCGCCUGCGGUAGCGGCAAGAUGGCGGACCGUGGCUGUUUGGCGGAACCCGAGGCUGCCGGAGCGUCUCUUGCGCUUGUACUCGGCCUAAACCCGAUUCUGGGCUUCAGGGAGCGACUGCGGGCCGGAUUGGCGGGGACUGGGGCCUCGUUGUGGUUCGUGGCGGGACCGGGACUGCUUUACGCUCUGAUCCCUUUGAGGCUGUGUGAGAAUUUGGCAGCGGUGACUGUACUUUUAAAUUCACUGACACCCAAAUUCUAUGUGGCACUUACAGGGACAUCUUCAUUGAUAUCAGGAUUAAUAUUUAUAUUUGAAUGGUGAUACUUCCAUAAGCAUGGCCGAUUUUUUAUUGAGCAAGUAUCUGUAAGCCAUUUGCGACUACUGAUGGGAGGAACAGAACACAGCAUUUCAGAACCAGGUUCUCCUUCCAGGAACAGAGAAGGUAAAACCAGCAGACAGAAUUUGUCAGAAUGUAAGGUGUGGAGAAACCCUCUAAAUCUUUUCGGAGGAGCAGAAUAUAGAAGAUACACUUGGGUGACUGGUAAAGAGCCACUUACAUACUAUGACAUGAACUUGUCAGCUCAGGACCUUCAGACCUUUUUCACCUGUGACACAGAUUUUUUACGUCCUUCAGAUACAGUUAUGCAGAAGGCAUGGAGGGAAAGAAAUCCUCCAGCUUGAAUCAAAGCAGCCUAUCAAGCUUUAGAAUUAAACAAUGACUGUGCCACUGCAUACAUUCUACUGGCUGAGGCAGAAGCAACAACUAUUGUAGAUGCUGAAAGGUUAUUUAAACAGGCACUCGAGGCAGGAGAAACAAUUUAUAGGCGGCCACAGCAAUGCCAGCACCAAAGUCCUCAGCAUGAAGCUCAACUGAGGAGAGAUACCAAUGUACUGGUAUAUAUUAAAAGAAGAUUGGCAAUGUGUGCAAGAAAAUUAGGAAGAAUAAGAGAAGCAGUAAAAAUAAUGAGAAAUUUGAUGAAAGAAUUUCCUCCUCUUACCAUGUUGAACAUCCAUGAAAAUCUCUUAGAAUCACUUUUAGAAUUACAGGCCUAUGCAGAUGUUCAGGCAGUCCUAGCAAAAUAUGAUGAUAUAAGCCUUCCAAAGUCAGCAGCAAUCUGUUACACAGCAGCACUGUUGAAGACAAGGACAGUUUCAGAUAAAUUCUCUCCAGAAACAGCCUCCAAAAGAGGGUUAAGCACAGCAGAAAUUAAUGCCGUGGAAGCAAUUCAUAGAGCUGUGGAAUUUAAUCCCCAUGUUCCAAAAUAUUUAUUAGAGAUGAAAAGUUUAAUUUUACCUCCAGAAUACAUCCUGAAACGGGGUGAUAGUGAAGCAAUUGCUUAUGCUUUCUCUCAUCUUCAGCACUGGAAGCAAAUAGAAGGUGCUCUUAAUCUGUUACAGUGUACCUGGGAAGGCACUUUUAGAAUGACUCCACAAUCAGAGAAAGGACAUCUAUUUCACCCUUACCCUAGCUGCACAGAGACGACUGAUAGAGAGCUAUUACCUCCUUUUCAUCAUGUUUCUGUUUACCCAAAGAGGGAGCUUCCUUUGUUCAUCCAUUUCACAGCAGGAUUUUGCUCUUCUACAGCAAUGAUAGCCAUCCUCACACACCAGUUUCCUGAAAUCAUGGGUAUUUUUGUUAAAGCUGUAAGUAUGAUCUCAAGGACUUGUGUAGAUUAUUUCUAAAACACACAAGAAACCAUCUCUGAUCUGCUUAUGCUAACCCAGCUGAGCAGUGGAAGAUAUUUGUUGUAAAUUAAAGGAAUUGAUAUGUAAAGUUGCUGCCAUAACUAUGUCAAACAUAAAUUUUCGUGAUUUGAACUACUUCUGCUGCUUAAAAGUUUAAAAAAUACAAUAUAAGAUUAUAACAAUAUAACAUUAUAAAGUUUGCUCUUAUAGAUCACUUUGGUGAUAAACAGCCUGUGUUACUAUCUUUGGUAUUUUUUUUAAUUCCCUAUUUUGUAAACAAACCCUUUGAUGUUUUUCAUUUAAAUGAAAUCAUUAGUUCUCAGGAUUUGCUGAACUUUAAAGUCAAGAGCACAAGGAUAGAUAAUAAGUACCUGAGGCAGGGGACGGAUGAGACAUUUGUCCCUAGGAACAGAAUGUGCCUAUGUCUCAAAGGUUCUCCAAGUUAUUGUGUGUGCUUGUUCUUACUAACCUUCCCCAGACAUGGAUUACAACCAUGUAUAGAUCUUUAUUUUCAUUUUUACCCUUUAGUUUUGAACUGCUUCGCCAUUUCCUGAAUCAGUUAAUACUUGAGGACUGACAUUAGAGCGGGUAUCCCAUCACUAUUUACUCUUUGUAUUUUUGAGACAAGGUCUUGCUCUGUCACCCAGGCUAGAGUGUAGUGAUGCG